AUGGGUGACGCCUCCGUUCUCCGCCCUAGCAGCCUAGCCCACGUUGUCUUCCGGACAAAAGACCUGUCCAGGAUGCUCAACUUUUGGACCUCUUUCCUUGGAGCGGAGCGCGUGUUCGAGAAUGACUUUAUCGCUUUCCUGCGAUACGAUGAAGAACACCACCGGAUUGCAAUCAUCCAGGAACCAGACACUGGCCCGCGCGUCCCGACCGCAGCAGGACUUCACCAUCUCGCAUUCUCGUAUCCCUCUUUGCGUGCUUUGCUUCAUGCACACCAGGAAAGAGAGAAAUCUGGCAUCAAGCCUACGUGGUGCGUGAAUCACGGGCCCACUACGAGCAUCUACUAUAAGGACCCCGACGGCAAUGCGAUUGAGACCCAGGUGGACAAUUUUGAUACCGUCGAGAGGGCCAAUGUAUUUAUGACAUCAAACGAGUUCCGUGAUAACCCGAUCGGCACAGAUUUUGAUCCGCGCGAUGUGCUGCGCCAGUUGGAUUCUGGGGUUGGGGAAAGCGCCUUGAAAAGGAGGGUUGAGAUCGGGGUCCGACAGUCUGUGCCGGCAGGUGUGUGA
This is a messenger RNA of Aspergillus puulaauensis, 567 nucleotides long. RefSeq lists its product as uncharacterized. Bases 1 to 567 code for a protein of 188 amino acids. NCBI's taxonomy places the organism in Eukaryota, Fungi, Ascomycota, Eurotiomycetes, Eurotiales, Aspergillaceae. The record is from RefSeq and is a predicted model, not a curated record. The transcript has a single exon.